Messenger RNA from Rhipicephalus sanguineus (brown dog tick), 1053 nucleotides. Its product is annotated as vitamin D 25-hydroxylase. Gene Ontology annotation, molecular function: iron ion binding; oxidoreductase activity, acting on paired donors, with incorporation or reduction of molecular oxygen; heme binding. Lineage: Eukaryota; Metazoa; Arthropoda; Arachnida; Ixodida; Ixodidae. The record is from RefSeq and is a predicted model, not a curated record. The transcript has 5 exons. The coding region runs from base 1 to 1053 and encodes 350 amino acids.
AUGGAUGAAGAAGCCUCCAAGGACCUUCCUGGCGCGCAACAGUCACGUCCGGCAGCGUCAAGAAAACGGGGAAAUGCCUCAAGCGGCACAGACAGCGAGGCAACGGAGUUCUACUCGGACAGCUUCGACUCAUCGGACGACGACUUCACGGUUGUCAUGAGCCGAAAUGCAAAAAGAAGACUGCUGCGGACAUCAUCGUCGGCAAGUGUAUCCACCGUGAAGACUACACCACAGCGCUGGCCGCACACUAUGCUCUUCAUGGCCAUAGACCCUGCGGCCAAUUUACGCCUGCUAAACAGGCAGCUGGUGAGCGAGAUUGAAGAAACGUACCAGGAGGGCACCGUCCGAAACUUUGCCGAUGGAUUCAUCUCUCAGAUGAAAAAUCGGCAAGAAGCAAACCAAACGUUCACACGCAAACUGCUCGUCGGAAAUGUAGCUUCUUUCAUCGGUGGUGGCACUGGCACGAUGUGCACUGCCCUGGAGUGGCUGUUGGUGAUGUCCGCUGCUAAGCCGCAUCAGCAGAAUCUCGUGAGAGCCGAGACUGACGCCGUUAUGGAAUCGAGGGAGCCCGGGUCAAGGAUUACAUGGAGUGAUCGUUCGAAGAUGCCUUACACAGAGGCGUUCACUUGGGAGACGAUGCGGUGCAAACCUGUCAACCCGCUUGCCCUUAUGCGAUGUACUGCGGAUGACGUCAAGUUGGGUGGCUACAUUGUCCCACGUGGAAGCAUCAUCAUCCCUUCGUUCUGGUCACUGUUCAACGAGCCCUCAUAUUGGAAGGACCCGGAAGUGUUCCGCCCGGAACGUUUCCUCAGCGAGAGCGGCCACUUGUUGACAAAGCCGCAGUGGUUUAUUCCAUUUUCUGCCGGCAAGCGUUCUUGUCCUGGCGAAUCUAUUGCCAACAUGGUGGUGUUUGUCUACUUCACAAACAUUCUGCAUCACUUCAUCGUUGAGGCAUCAACCACCGGUGUUCAACUGAACGAUGAAGUUCUGGGCAUAACAAUGCGGCCAAAGCCAUGGGAGCUGGUCUUCAGACCUCGGAAAUUGUAUCGGUGA